AUGUGUGUGUGUGUGUGUGUGUGUGUGUGUGUGUGUGUGUGUGUGUGUGUGUGUGUGUGUGUUGGGGCAUACAAAACGAAAUCUGGUGACACAGGGAGGAGGCGGUGCUUUUAGCAUCUGAUUGCCAGUUAAUGCCUGGAGUAUGAGCCUAGUUUAUAAACAGGCAAAAGGAAACUAGCGGCGUAUUUGGCUGUUAGCGAGAGCGCAGUGUACAGUACAGGGAUACAGCAGUAGCUACCCGUGGCGAAAUAAGAAGACCAACUAAAUCCCUAGGGUGGGAGUGGUACUGGUCAUCGACACACUUCCAAGCUUUUCACCUGUGUAUGGAUUUAUCCCUACUUUCUCAAGACUCGUCCGUGAUAUUGGAUUAUAAAGAGAAAAACAACAUUUGGGCAGUUUGGGUGCGCUGUGGUUAAUCGAUUUGGAUCUACUUGGAGAGGAGACCCUCAGUGUGCCAUUGGCAAAGGCUACUUAUGCCAGAAGGAAGGUUUUCCGUCUUACUUACAAUCUGCAUCUCUUUUUUUCUUGGUAUUGACUGCGUUGUUUGAGGAAAUUUAACAUUAGUUGUAAGACGAUCCGAGAAGAAAUUCACGGGCUGUUUUUGGAAACGCAACUUACCCAGAAAAGGGUAGCAACACAGAAGGGCAAGGAUGGCAUCGUUGCAGGCUGUGGGCAUAGUUUUCAUACUGGUUUUGCACCAGGUAUCCGGAUCUGGGGUUUUCGAGCUGAAACUGCAGGAGUUUUUCAAUGAGCAGGGUUUGCUAGCAGACGGUGGUUCCUGCUUACCGGAUUGCAAUACUUUCUUCCGCAUCUGUCUCAAACAUUACCAGGCAGUGGUAUCUCCAGGCCCUUGCACCUUUGGCAGUGUCACCACGAAGGUCUUGGGGGAGCGCAGCUUUAUGGUGUCUGAAGAAGGAGACAGCGGGUUAAUUCGCCUUCCGUUCAACUUCACCUGGCCGGGAACUUUUUCGCUGAUCAUUAACGCCUCAUAUUCUCCUGACAAUGUAACUGUAAACCCAUCAGACAUGAAUAACCACCUCAUUAGCACGUUCACCAUACAGAAGCAGUUGGGAAUGGGGAAAGAGUGGACAGCGGACACACAGACCAGCAAUGAGACCAGGCUCCGCUACAGUUACCGGGUCAUCUGCAGUGACAACUACUACACCAGCAGCUGCUCCAUGCUUUGCAAGCCCCGAGAUGAUCACUUUGGGCACUAUACUUGUAGCUCAAAUGGCUCUAGAGUAUGUCUUCCUGGCUGGAAAGGGCCAUACUGUACCCAAGCUAUUUGUGCAAGCAGCUGUCAUCCAACCAAUGGGUAUUGCAACACUCCAGGAGGCUGCAUCUGCCGACAUGGCUGGCAAGGACGAUUCUGUGAUGAGUGCAUUCCUUAUCAAGGUUGUGUGCAUGGAACCUGUAAAACUAAAUGGGAGUGCAACUGCGAAGAAGGAUGGGGAGGUCUGCUGUGCGAUCAUGAUCUUAACUACUGUACACAUCAUCGUCCAUGCCAGAAUGGAGCAACCUGUACUAACACUGGUCAGGGCAGUUAUACGUGCACAUGUAAACCAGGGUUCACUGGGCUGAAAUGUGAGCAAAGAAUCAGUGUGUGCGACAACAACCCUUGCAAGAAUGGAGGAAGUUGCCAGGAACAAGAAGAAAGCUACAUUUGCCACUGUACUUCUAAGUCAUAUGGAUCACACUGUGAACAUACCACUCUCACCUGUGACGAAUCACCAUGUUUCAACGGUGGCUCCUGCUUGCAGAAAGACAAUGGUGUAGGUUAUUUAUGUGUCUGCCCUCCAGGGUUCACUGGCUCCAACUGUGAGAGGAAGACAUCCCCGUGCAGCUGUGCAAAUGCAGAUGACUGUAUUGAUGAUAGUCAGAAAGAACAUUGCCGUUGUCCGCCUGGCUUCACUGGUGCCGAUUGCAAGACGAACAUUAACAACUGUGAAAUCAAGCGGUGUAUCAAUGGUGGCAGUUGCAUUGAUGGAAUUAAUGACUACAGGUGCAUUUGUUCACGUGGUUUUACAGGACGUAACUGUGAGCGCAGAAUAAGUGGAUGUGCCUUCUGGCCUUGUCAGAAUGGAGGGACCUGCUUUGAAGAUAUGUAUGGGAAAGAUUACAUGUGUAGCUGUCCUGUUGGAUUUGAUGGUAAAAAUUGUGAGAGCUCCUCUGUUCCAUUUGCACCAUCAACAGUACAACCAAAAAUUCCCGGUGGGGAGUUUCCUUGGGUGGCAGUGUUUUUGGCAGUUGGGCUUAUGGCUUUGCUAAUAUUGCUUUGUAUGAUUGCCACUGUCCUGCGACAUAUCCAUCACCAGCAGGCCCUAGAAGAGCAGGACUCUGAAACUAUGAAUAAUCUGACCGACUUUCAAAAGCAAAACCUUAUACCAACAUAUCAGCUUAAAAAUACAAAUAAACAAAUUGACUUAGAGGUAGACUGUGGACUAGAGAAGUCCAAUUACAAACAAAAGAAUCACACAUGGGAUUAUAAUUUGAUGACUGACUUAAAAGGAGAGCUUUCACAUGAGGGCAAAUACCUUAAAGGUGACAGGUCUAUAGAAGAAGAAAAGACUCCUCUACAAUUAAACAGCAGCAGUGGAAAGCCAGAGUGCAGGAUAUCAACAAUAUGUUCUUCACGGGAUUCAAUGUACCAGUCUGUGUUUGUUAUAGCAGAGGAACGGAAUGAGUGUGUCAUAGCAACAGAGGUAUAGACUGGAAGCUGAAGUGCUUUUCACCUCCCACCUGGGGAACCUAAGACAGCAUGCCCGGCACUGUUUACAAAUAAUAAACAGUCGACUGUUAUUUAUUGAUAUGCAACAUGCUGCUCAGAUAUGUAAAACUGGCUCAGAGACUGUGAAAUCCCAGGACCUGCAAUAUUUCAGAAUUCAGGUCAGAAUGUAAAACAAGAUUCGAGGGCAAAGGGGAAACCUCAUGUAUGUGCAUGAGUGGGAGCUGAGAUUGACUGCUCCUAGAAAAUCACCCUUCCCUUGUCAAGACCUGGAUUUAAAAAAAAAAAAGACUUGAGGAAAGUGGAGAGCUUAUGAAAUACUUAUUUUCUUGACAGGAAAAUCUGCAUCACCAGUGGAAAAUAAAACAAAUAUGCUAUUUUUCAAAGUUACUGAAAAACAAAGACAAUCAGUGGAGGAAAAACAAAAGUUACUUUUCAAAGUUGCAGAGAGAAAACAAAAGCAACAAAUGAGCAAAAAAUAUAAAUAAGCUGGUAUGUUAUUAUAAACACUAUGUCACUAUGACAUUUGUAACAGUGGAACAGUAUAUAUAAGUACAAUUAAAUUAAGGUGAACACCUUUUGAUAUUUUUUUCUCUCCACCCUAGACUGUCUGGUAUCUGUUUAUGCUGAAUGUCAACAACAGAUUGUGGGAUUUUUUGCUAGGGCUACUUCUGUCCUACCUGCUUCCCAUUUUAAGCAGAGGCUAUGAUGCUGCAUAGUUAAGAUUAACUGAUCCCAUUACAGGAGGAAAAAAAAUCAACAAACACCCCUCCCCCAACUACUUUUGAAGCCUUAUAAAAUGUGUUCAGAGAACACAGUUGAACUUGUAUGAAGAUUACCAACUAUCAGUGAAUGGUUGCACUAGUAAUGAAUAUAUAUGUGUCCUGUGAGCAUGUGACAGCUUUGCCCUUGCACGAGAACUUUCAAGAGCUUUUUUAUUAAGUGCCAGCAGAAAUCUUUCACCCUGUACCCUUAUCCUUUGUAAGAAAAGUGUGCUAUCAGAUUUCAUUCUGUUAUGUUUUAAUUUGUCAAUUAAUGUUUCAUGUUCUUAAGUUUUCUCUUUUAAAAGAGACAGCAUUUUAGCUCAGUGGGGACCACACCUCCUGAAGUGAUGCAAGAUGCUUCACUGACCAGCUGGUCAGAGGUAUACCUACUAACAGUGACCUUCUCACCUUCUUCCCCUCAUCCUAAAAAUGUAUCUAUAUGGGUGAAACCUAAUCCUUCACCCAGCCAUGCACUCUGCAGUGAGACAAGUCAAUGCCUAUCUUUUAUGUGGAACUGACAGCAAUAUUUUAAAGCACAAGUGCCCAUCUCUGAACGAGAGUAUUAAAGUGACUUUUUAAUCCAACAUUGAAGGUCCCUAUAAUUGUAAACAUGGGGCAUGUAAAUGCAAGGCUUUUUCUUUUUCAUCUGUGAUCUGAUAUGCAACACUGCCCACUCCUGUCACUGGACUUGAAUUUUGGCCACGGACAGCCUUCUGAGAAGUAUUGAAAAAAUUACCUUGCAGAACUAAUAAUUCUAUUUUUAAAGGACUAGUAUUUCUUUAAUUUAAGAAAAAAAUAAAAAGCACUGAACUUUCUACAUUUUUAAUGUUAUUUUGUAUAUAAUGUAUAUUUAUAAAAGAAAUGGCUGAAGUGUAAAUAUCUUAGAACUUUGUAUUGUUUUCCAUGUGUUAAUUGUGGUAAAGUUUGAAUUUUAUUAUUUUUUUUCAAAAUAUGAAAACAUUCCUGGCA
Molecule: messenger RNA, 4458 nt
Organism: Protopterus annectens (West African lungfish)
Lineage: Eukaryota; Metazoa; Chordata; Ceratodontiformes; Protopteridae
Gene: DLL4
Product: delta like canonical Notch ligand 4
Exons: 11
Coding region: 651-2708 (685 amino acids)
Biological process (GO): heterophilic cell-cell adhesion; multicellular organism development; Notch signaling pathway
Cellular component (GO): protein-containing complex; plasma membrane
Molecular function (GO): calcium ion binding
Source: RefSeq, a predicted model, not a curated record